Necator americanus (New World hookworm) is the source of this 1824-nucleotide messenger RNA. RefSeq lists its product as uncharacterized. The record is from RefSeq and is a predicted model, not a curated record. NCBI's taxonomy places the organism in Eukaryota, Metazoa, Nematoda, Chromadorea, Rhabditida, Ancylostomatidae. The transcript is spliced from 16 exons. Bases 1 to 1824 code for a protein of 607 amino acids. Gene Ontology annotation, molecular function: serine-type endopeptidase inhibitor activity.
AUGAUUUUCGCUGUGCACUUGCUACUCAUUCACGUCGCAUAUGGUAGCGAUCUCGGAGGUGUCCUUUGCCGACUUCCGAAGGAUGAGGGCUACCAGUGUGGAACUGUCGGGGCUGCGCAUUCCGCUUUCUACUUUGAUUCAGACUUUGCACUUUGCGGCAAAAGUCUUCCGCUUAUGGAUUUCGCUGGGAACAUCAAGCGUUGUGAACCCAAACUUGUUCCUUGUCCACUGUCGCACGAAUGCGUUGGUCACGGAAUGGAAUCAGUGUGUUGUCUGAAAGCAGAUCAAAUAUGUCAGGCUUCUCUGAACGCUGGGUCCUCCUGUGGGAUACCUCCUCAAACAAGAUACUACUACGAUGCUCCUUCAAGAUUAUGUCGAUCAUUCACUUUCACUGGAUGCGGCGGAAACGAGAAUAACUUCAAGACGAAGGGAGAAUGCACACAAUUUUGCAAUGCUGAAAUCGUAUGCCUACGUGGCGAUCCACAUCCUGACAGAUAUUCGAUCAACAAAGUUGCGACGUGCCAUGAGGACAAGCACUGUCCUAGAAACUACACAUGCACAGCUGCAUAUGGAAGGAAAGGAGCCUGCUGCCCUAGUAGAGAUUUCGUUUGUGGUACUCCUUUGAAUGAGCGCAGCACUCGCAGAUCAGUUCUCAAGGAAAAAACAUGGAGUUUCAACUACAGAAAAGGGGAAUGUGAGAUGAAUGAGCACACAGUUGGAGAUGAACAAUGGAAUAAAUUCGCAAGCCAAGAGCAAUGUGUCGAUUUCUGUAUUGGAAAAUGCCCAAAUCAUCUUGAUGUACACUACAAUCCACUGACUGGUCAACCACAACUAUGCGAUGCCAGGAGUAACAGUGGUUGCCCUCUUGGAUUCGAAUGCGUAAGAACAUCGUCAUUCGCAGCAGUCUGUUGCCGCACGAAUCCUCUUUGUCCUUCUUCAGAGUCUCUUCUUUUGCUACAGAAUGGCGCUGGAAAACGUUGUGAUCCUGAUACUUCAGACUCUUGUCCAGAACACUAUUCUUGUCAGCAAGCGAAGAAUUUGGAGCAUAUUUGCUGUACUCGCCCGUUGAUGUGCCCGGAAGGAAUGGAUGCGUUGAGAGAGGACGGUGAUCGUCUACGAAUUUGUACACCUGGAGUCGAAGGAAACUGUCCAACUGAUCAUGUAUGCGCAGAUGUAUCUGGACAUAGUGGUACGCGACAUCUGUGCUGCAGACCAGAGAAAAAAUGUAUCGUCCCUUACGUAGACUUCGUAAAAAAACGACCAAAAAGAUGUUUUCCAGGAGACUCCUCAUGUCCAUCGUCGACCUCUUGCCUUCCGGUGAGGGAAGAGAACGAAAACGCGACAAAUACUGUGGAUUUGUUGUUCUUCUGCUGCCACAGUGUAGAUGUCUUCACUUGCCCAGACUCCCAAAUGCCCGUAAUGGAUAAAGCAACCAACAGACCUAUGCGACUGAACAACAUCGACGAGGAAUAUGAUCGGCUCGUUGAAUACCUUCACGACUGCACGAAGAAGGCUGAGAGUUUUAAAACCACCAAGAGACGCCUGUCUCUUGAAACUCUUGAGCUGGUACGUCAGCGUGGAACAGCACCAGCCGCAGAGAACCAAAAACUCACGUCCGAGCUCGCAAUGCUUUGCAGAGAGGCGAUAAAGGAAGACCUUAAAGAGAGAAAAGCAAAGCGCUGGCUGAAGCUGCAGAGGCGAGAAAAAUGCCCAUCGAGACUUCGCCAGUCGCAAGAUGAGGAUGACUGCUCUCCGAAACUCGAAGGGAACAACCAUUGCAUCAAGAAGGGGAAGGGAGAAAAUCUUCUACGACUUCUGCUCUGA